AUGAAGACCGCGUCGUCGGACACUGCCGUCCGGGUCGUCGUCCGCAUCCGCCCACUCAACCGCCGCGAGCUCAGAGACGGCGGUGCAGGCCCUGCAUGGCUCCAUGCCUCGCCCGAGUCGGCCACCGUCACUGCCAGCGCGCCCUCCCGCGUCUUUGCCUUUGACGCCGUCUUUGAUGGCCGCCACCCGCCGCCGGUCGCUGAUGCUGAUGCCGAUGCCGAUGCCACCGAUGCUGCUGCUACCGCCCCGCCGCCGUCGCCGGCUGCCACCGCCCAGGCCACCCUCUAUAACGCUGUCGGCGCGCCGCUGGUCGAUGAGGUCAUGGCAGGAUACAACGCCUCGGUCUUUGCGUACGGACAGACCGGCUCGGGCAAGUCGCACACAAUGGUGGGCUCGCCACGCGCGCCGGGCUUCAUCCCGCGGCUGUGCAAGGAUCUUUUUGCUGCGACGGCGGCAGCAGGCGCGGUGGCCGACGACGACGGCGCAGAGUACGAGGCUGAUGUCACGCUCUCGCUCCUCGAGCUGUACAACGAGCAGAUCCGCGAUCUGCUUGCCGACGAGGCCGGCAACGCCACGCCCGCCCGGCUCGCACGUACCCCGCUCCGCCUCCGUGAGCACCCGAUCCACGGCACGUUUGUCGAGGGCCUGACGGCCAAGGCCGUUGGCUGCUACGCCGACGUCGCCACACUCAUCGACGCCGGCCUCCGCCACCGCAUCACUGCGGCCACCGGCAUGAACGCCACCUCGUCGCGCUCGCACGCCGUCGUCACCCUCACCGUGGUGCAGAAGACUCGUCGUGCUGGCGACGAGCCGCCGCUCCUGCUCAAGUCGCGGGUCCAUCUGGUCGACCUCGCCGGCUCAGAGCGAGUGGCCUCGACCCACGCCGCAGGUCUCCGCCUCCGCGAGGCUGGCGCCAUCAACAAGUCGCUCCACAUGCUCGGCCGGGUCAUCACCGAGCUCUCCGACGGCGCCGCCUUUGUGCCGUACCGCGACUCGGUCCUCACUCGCCUCCUCCGCGACGCGCUCGGCGGCAACGCCAAGACCCUUAUGAUCGCCACGGUCUCGCCGGCGCCGGCCUCGGCCGACGAGACCCUCUCCACCCUCCGCUACGCGCAGCGUGCCAAGCGGAUUGUCAACUCGGCAGUGGUCAACGAGGAUCCGGCCGCAGCGCUCAUCCGCGAUCUCCGCGCCCGGGUGGCCCAGCUAGAGGCUGCUGUCGCCGCCGGCGGCCUUGACGCCUCAGCUCUCGACGCGCUCACUGCCGAGCGCGAUGCCGCGCUUGCCGCCGCCGCCAUUCGCGAGCGUGACGCCGCCGCGCUUGAGGCCCGCGUCGCCGAGCUCCAGCGCCAGGUCGAUGCUGCCGAGGACGCCACCGCUGCCGCCGUCGACGCCGUCCGCGCCGCCAUGGCCGACGCCCUCACCGCCGCCGAGGACCUCGCCGCCGAGAAGGAACAGAUUGCGUCAGACGAGCCGCUCAAGCGCCUCAAGCUUGUCAAGCUCGUCAAGCUCGAGCGCGCCAAGGCUGCCAAGGCCGCCAAGGCCGCCAAGCGCCGCAUCGAGGAGCUAGCCGCCGCCGUCGCCGCCGAGCGGGCGGCCUGCCUAGACGCCACCGCUGUCGCAGACCGCGCCGCAGACCUCGACCUCGUUGUCGAGGAGCAAGCUGCCCGUCUCGAGUGGCUCGAGCAGCGGCUGGCUGCCGAGUCUACUGCCCGCGCUACCGCCGAGGCUGCCGCCGCCGCCGCCGCCGCCGACCGCGACGCCGCCGCCGCCGCCCGUGACGCUGCCGCCGCCCGCGUGGCCGAGAUGGAGAGCAUCCUUGACGAGCAACGAGACCACGACCUCGGGUACUGGGUCGACACUGCGCUGGUCGGUGCCCGGACCGCGCUCCGCGCGCCAGUGCCCAGCGCUGAGCGGCUUGCGCGCGACGCACCGCCGGACAUUGCGGCUGACCUGGCGGCGGCCGAAGAGACCAAUGAUGCCGCCGCGCUGCAAGCCGCCGGUGCCGCCGUCGUCCGCCGGCUGGAGGCUGUUGCGCUCACGCUCCGGCAGAGCGAGGUCGACGCCGCCGACGCCCGCCGCCGGAGCCAGUUCCUCGAGGACGAGCAAAAGCUCAUCCGCGUCCUUGUCAACCUCAAGGCAUCAAUGGCGGCGCUUGCCGCGCCCACGCUCGCUGAUCUGGACUCGUUUAUCGUCACCGCCCGCCAGCUCCGCGGCGCCGCCAACGUCGCCGGUGACAUGGAAUGGCUCGCUUCGCACGCCGACCUUCUCACCGCCGACCUCGUCGCCGACCUUGUGGUCGAGAACGCUCUCCUCCUCAAGCAGCUCCACGUCGCCCUCCGCCCCGCAGGCUCGUCAUCAGCUUGA
Molecule: messenger RNA, 2364 nt
Organism: Thecamonas trahens ATCC 50062
Lineage: Eukaryota; Apusomonadida; Apusomonadidae
Product: kinesin-II 95 kDa subunit
Exons: 2
Coding region: 1-2364 (787 amino acids)
Biological process (GO): microtubule-based movement
Molecular function (GO): microtubule binding; microtubule motor activity; ATP binding
Source: RefSeq, a predicted model, not a curated record